Symbiodinium sp. CCMP2456 is the source of this 681-nucleotide messenger RNA. The record is from the annotation of a GenBank genome assembly. Lineage: Eukaryota; Dinophyceae; Suessiales; Symbiodiniaceae.
AUGGCGCAGAAGCCACCCGUGUCCUUGCCUCUCUUGCCUUUGUCGCUGCACCCGACACGGUCGACCGCGGUGUGGGCCGUGGGGCGCUUCCUCUUCGCUUACGACCUCCAGCUUUGCACCUGGCAGGUGCGACGUCGCGAGCUGCAUGGUGAGGCUAUCCGCGCCCUGGAUGCUUGUCCACAGGCUGCGGGGAAGACGGUCUGGCUAUCUGCAGGGGAUGACAAGAUGGUGAUGACCUGGGCAGAGGAAGGAGGCGACUGGGAGCUCCAGCACUCCUUCAGCAACCCGAAGAAGAUCACUGCCGCUCUCUUCGACAAAGAUGGCCGCGUUGUUUUCGGCGAUCGCUUCGGUGAUGUCUUGCGAUGGGUUCCCGGCGAAGGUGACGCCCAGCUUCUAUCCAGUCACUUUGCCAUGGUCACAGCCAUGGCGUUCACUCCAAGUGGUUCGCACCUAGUCGUGGGCGACAAUCACGAGAAAGUGCGAGUAAGCCGCUACCCCGAGACGGCCGACAUUCGCAGCUUCUGCUUCGGGCACACAUCGCAGAUAACUGCGGUCUCCACUCUGUGCCUCGAAGGCGAAGAGCGUUUGCUCUCGGCAUCUGCCGAUGCCACGCUCAGACUUUGGACGCUGGAUGGGGAAGAGUGCAAGAGCAUCUCGGCAACCGAAGGGCUUAAGAUUUAG